CAAGACAAUUUUCCUCCCAAAGUGGUGUCAUAAUUAUUUCCCACCCAAUCUGGUCAUCUUGGACGUUAAAAAAAUCGCCUUUAACUUAGUCUUGGCGUCUUGAAACGACUUAAAAGCCAUGAGAAGGAAGAAGUGAGAGUUAAGGAUGACGAAGGGGAUGAAGUCGUCGUUCAGGAAGUUGGCCAAAAGUUACGCCAGACGUUCCCAAGAUCUAGACGACCUGUACAACUGGGACAAGGAGCCAUUUUGUGAACAUCUCCAAGACGAUGGCUCAUUUACGGACAGUAAGAAGAAGAAGGAGAGGGUGUUCUCUAACCGAGAGAAAUGUCUCCUGGGUGUGUUACUGGCCCUGCUGGUCCUCCUGAUUGCUGCCGUGGCCUACCUCCUCUACAUGCUGCUCCAGAACAUGAACAAACCAAAAGGGUUCUUCUGUUUGGAGCCUCACUGUGUGGAGGAGAGUGACAUGGUGUUGGGGAAGAUGGACCUGACAGUCGAACCCUGCAAAGAUUUCUACCAUUUCUCCUGCGGGAAGUGGCUGCAGGACCUUAUCGUAUCGCCAGGUGUCGCUAAAUACGGCAUACUGCAACGUAUAGCAGGACGCAACUAUGGUAUCUUACAAAGGGAAAUAGCAACUCCUGGACAUAUUUUUAAGGGUCAGAACUCUACAGCCAUUGCUAAAGCCAAGAUGAUAUACCAGUCAUGUCUGGACGAAGUUGCUAUAGAGGAUAAAGGCGGGAAACCACUUUUAAAGGUAAUAGAGUCCAUAGGUUCAUGGAACAUCAGUAUGGACCCGGCGGGCGGGAAGUUUGACCCUGACAAGUGGGACCUGACAGAAACUCUCAUCAACGCACACAAACUGGGACCAAACUCUCUCUUCGGCUUUGGCAUCGGCGCUGAUGACAAGGACUCCAAGACCAACAUCCUCCAGUUUGUACAAGCUGGACUCAGUUUGAAGCAUGGCCAAAUGUACACCAGCAAGAAAACUGCUGCAAAGGUUAAAACGGGCUGGUUGAACUACGUUGUGAAGCUGGCCGUCUUACUUGGAGCAAACGAGGCAGAUGCAAGACAACAACUGGAGGAUGUGUGGGAGUUUGAAACCAGACUGGCUGAGAUUGAUGAGAAGGUUCCUUCAAGAAGGGAUAUUUUUGGCAGGUACAACAAGUGGCCACUGAAAAACCUGACAGCGAUCAUGCCAUCAAUCGACGUGAACAAGUACCUGACAGACAUGUUGCUGGGACAGAAGAUCAGCCCUGACACAAAGGUGCUUGUGUACGACCCGCUGUACCUGAUGGAAAUGUCCAAAAUCGUGGCCAACACCAGCAAAGAGGUUUUAGCCAACUACAUCAUAAACCAGAUCAACCAGAAGUUUGCCCCGUACCUGUCACUCAAGUUCCGAAUCGCCAGUCUGGAACUGGAGAAGGUCGUCCAAGGGACAAGGUCAACGCCAUCCCGGAGUAUCUACUGCACGGCCGUAACUAACAAACGGGCGGGCUGGGCCAUGGGCGCCAUGUUUGCUGAUAAAGCGUUUGGGAAAGACCACUUUGACAAGGCAAAUGAAAUCAUGGACGGUAUAAAGGAACAGAUGAGACUGACGCUAGAGGAGGCAGACUGGAUGGAUAACCAGACUAAGACCAUGGCGCUGGAGAAACUCUCUGCUCUGAGGCGUAUGAUUGGCUACCCUGACUUCAUCAAGGACCCGGCAAAACUGGACAAGUACUACGAAAAGAUGGUAGUGACAGAGGGUGACUUUGUCAGUAACAUGUUACUGGUCCAGAAAUUCGACCUGGAUAGAAUUAUCGGAAGAUACGGGAAACCUGUGGACAGAUCAGAGUGGAGCAUGAAACCAGCUAAGGUGAAUGCUUACUACAGCGCAACUAAAAACUUGAUGGCUUUUCCAUCUGGUAUUCUACAAGCACCUCUGUAUGGACCAAACUUCCCAAUGGCAUUAAACUUUGGAUCAAUGGGAGCGAUUAUGGGGCACGAGUUAUCUCAUGGAUUUGACGACCACGGAAAAACUUAUGACAAGGACGGGAACCUAAGAAACUGGUGGACAGAAGAAUCUUUGAAAAACUUUAGGCAGAAAUCGCAGUGUUUGAGGAAGCAGUACUCUGAAUUCACAGUAUAUGGAGAACAUGUUGAUGGUGACAACACGAUAGGAGAGAACAUAGCCGACAACGGGGGUGUCAGACUAGCGUACAGGGCGUACGAGAAAUGGCUGGUGUCCCACAGGGAUACAAUACUGCCCGGGCUUAACAAGACUUCUCAACAGCUGUUUUUCUUAGGCUGGGCACAGACCUGGUGCACCUACUACAAAGAGGAAUAUGCGAAACACUUACUGUAUUCUGAUGUACACAGCCCAUCAAAAUACAGAGUGAACGGCCCGUUUGCUAACUUCCCUGAAUUUGCGGAGGCGUACACUUGUCCGCUGGGCACACACAUGAACCCCAAAAAGAAAUGUGUCGUCUGGGGAAAAUCCAAUCCAAGCGGGGAACACGAAGACUCGUCGCAAAAGAAGCAAGCAAAACGCGGGGGCUUCCUGGACUGGCUGGUGAUGGACGCGUACGACAAAGACAAAACAGAAGACCAACUGGAGAUGGACACAGACGACACAGAAUACUUGUUUCAUGUUCCCGUGUAGCAGUGAUAUCCCAAAAACUGUCAUCAGAUACUUGUGUGCAGCUGACCCACAUUACUAGCCUCUACCAGGCUUCAGGAGGUGGCAGGAAAGAGUAGAAAUUGCCCGAAUAAACUAGAUAUCAUGCUAAGGGAG
Branchiostoma belcheri (Belcher's lancelet) is the source of this 2770-nucleotide messenger RNA. RefSeq names its product endothelin-converting enzyme 1-like. The record is from RefSeq and is a predicted model, not a curated record. The coding region runs from base 146 to 2638 and encodes 830 amino acids. The transcript is spliced from 19 exons. Gene Ontology annotation, biological process: protein processing. Gene Ontology annotation, molecular function: metalloendopeptidase activity. Gene Ontology annotation, cellular component: plasma membrane. NCBI's taxonomy places the organism in Eukaryota, Metazoa, Chordata, Leptocardii, Amphioxiformes, Branchiostomatidae.